Molecule: messenger RNA, 2254 nt
Organism: Capsicum annuum
Lineage: Eukaryota; Viridiplantae; Streptophyta; Magnoliopsida; Solanales; Solanaceae
Product: putative germin-like protein 2-1
Exons: 2
Coding region: 70-660 (196 amino acids)
Cellular component (GO): cell wall
Molecular function (GO): manganese ion binding
Source: RefSeq, a predicted model, not a curated record
UCACAUCAUUAAUUCAUCAUUCAAAAAAACUUAAAAACUUGUCUACUUUGCAACAUUUUCUUUGCAAAAAUGGCCAUAAAAAUCAUCUUAAUUUGCUUGAUUUUCAACUUAUUCUGUUCUUGUUUGGCAUUUGAAUGUGGCCCUUUGCAAGACUUUUGUGUUCCAGAUAAUUUAGCUAUGCUAAAUGGUUUCAUAUGCAAGAAUCCAAUGCUAGCAGAAGCCAAUGAUUUUCACUAUAGUGGUUUGGAUGAACCUAAAAACAGAACCACACAAUCUGGUGUAAUUGUGACUCCUGUCAGUGUAGCUCAAGUACCAGGACUCAACACACUUGGCAUUUCAAUGGCUCGAGUGGACUAUGCACCGGGCGCAGUUAACCCUCCACACUUUCACCCUCGAGCCAGUGAAAUGCUCGUACUCAUUGAGGGCUCGUUACAUGUUGGAUUCGUCACCUCAAACCCUGAGAAUCGCUUGAUCCAACGAGUCAUACAGACUGGGGAUGUGUUUGUUUUCCCCUUAGGACUCAUGCACUUUCAGAGAAAUGUUGGAAAUGGAAACGCCGUCGCACUUCUUGCAUUGAACAGUCAGAGUCCAGGCAUAACAACCAUUAGAGAUGCUGAGCAAAACCUACCAGAAGAACUUAUACCAAGGCAUUAUACAUAGAUGAAUGUGUGUUGUUGACAAGAUUUAUCAUUCAAUUAGUGUAAUAAGCUACUAGUGUUAUCAUUAUGUUACAAGUACUAGUAGUAUGACAUUGGUUAACAAUUCUUUUUGUUGUUGUGUUCCUGUGAAAGUUGCCUUCACUAAAAGUUUUGACCAAAUACUAUUAGAUUUUGUCAAUGUAGUCUACAAAUUGUAAGUGGUGAAGUUGCUGCUAUCUGAUAUAAAGGUCACGAAUUCAAGCCUUGGAGAUAUCCUCUAGCAGAAAUGCAAGGUAAGAUUGUGUACAAUACAUCCUUGUGGUCAGAGGUGGAGCUAGAGGGUAUGUAGGGGUUUGGCUGAACCCAGUAGCUUUUACGCAGACUCUGUAUUUAUCCUAUAAAAUUCAGAAAUAAUAUAAAAAAAAUAUAGCUGCGAACUCACGUACAAACAUAGGACGCUGGUACAGCGGAGGAGAGGUGAGAGUAAAAUGUCUUCCACCACAAAGACGUGGGUUCGAACCUCUUUGUCUUAAAAUUCUGAACCCACCGACCUAAAAUCCUGGCUUCGCCUCUGCUUCUGGUAGGGCUCUUCCCCGAACCCUGCGCAUAGCGGGAGUUUUAGUGCACCGGACUGCCCUUUUAGUCUACAAAUUGUAUUGAGUGGAUGAACAAAAUUUUUUCUUAAUAAGUUCUUUUGUGUCAGUCUAUCGGAAACAGUCUCGCUACUUCAUUUGAGAUAGUGAUAUUGACUGCGUACACUUUACUCUCGCCAGACCCCAGUUUGUGGAAAUAUACUGAGAAUGUUGUUGUUGUUAUUGUUUGUAAUUAAGUUUUUUUUGUGUCUUGGAUUGAUGAAUGAUGAUCAAGAAGGAUGGGAUGGGAACUUCAUUAAGAAUUGGCACUAAUUAACAGCUAGCGGAUUCAGAAUUUAGACAUUGUAAGUUCUAAACGUAUAUCUAACUUUAUAUAUUUAUUUUUAGCACGUAUAUAUAAAGUUUGAUCCAAAGCACUGGAUUUGCCGAACCCGAGAGGCCUUGGUUGGAUCCAUCACUGCUCCCUAACAAAGGCAAUUUUAUACUCAAUGCGCGAACCCAAAACCUUCAAUUAAUAAGGAUGAAGACAUACUCACGACUCCAGUACGAGAUACCUAAUCAUUGUGCUCGCCCCACUUUCUUUUGGAGGAGGGACUUCGCAUCACACUCCUCGAAGAAAGCAACUUUUUUAUAUUCAGGACUCAAAUACGAAAUUUUUAACAAAUAUAACUUAAAAAACAGAUUGUACAACAUUGCUCCUAUGUUUACAUAUAAGAACAAUCCAAACAUACAAGAUGACAAAUUUCUGACAUUUGGCAUAUUCUUAUUCGGAAAAUUUUAUGGUGGAAGAGGCACAAAUAUGACUUGGCGUAAGAGGGUAAUUAUUUUACAAGCAAAAAAGAAGAUGUGGGCCCACUCCCAUGGCCUCUCUCUCUCGUUUUUCUUUCCUCUCUCCAAUGUUAGUCCGAUUUUCCUUUUUUAGGGGUCGGUUGGUAGAGUGUAUAAGAUCGAUGUAAAAUAUAGUGUAUUAGUAAUACUUGUAUUAAUAAUGUUUGUAUUAUUUAUGCUUGUAUUAGUUAUGCG